AUGGAAUUUGCUGGUGCUUUCUACGUCAAUGUAUUUUUGAAGAAGAAUUAUAUUGCUUUUUGCAUUGCAAAUAUUGCUUUAAAGGUUAUCCAAAUAUCGAAAGUUGAAAAACGCCGUGUUAUUGUUGACUUCUCAUCACCAAAUAUUGCCAAAGAAGUGCAUGUUGGCACUUACGAUCGACGAUUAUUGGCGAUAGCAUUUGCCGCUUGCUGGAAUAUGUGCCCUUUGAUGAAUCGAAAAACCGUUUUGACAGCGACGAAACGUUUAAAGCACACGCCUACGACUGUUUUGCAAAGCUGCACGCUUACCAAGGGUAAGGGACUCAGUGCAUCAACACUUUGA
Gongylonema pulchrum is the source of this 342-nucleotide messenger RNA. Lineage: Eukaryota; Metazoa; Nematoda; Chromadorea; Rhabditida; Gongylonematidae. The record is from the annotation of a GenBank genome assembly.